Molecule: messenger RNA, 888 nt
Organism: Durusdinium trenchii
Lineage: Eukaryota; Dinophyceae; Suessiales; Symbiodiniaceae
Source: the annotation of a GenBank genome assembly
AUGCCUGGCGCAUCAGAGCCCAGAGCCCAUGGCAGCUCGACUCUUCAGAAAGAAAUAAGGGACACAAGGAAGCGUAAGGCGUCUUCCGGCAGUGAGAAGGCAGAAGGAAACCAGCAAAGUCAGAAGGCAAAGGAUCUUCCAGUGGAGAAGGCAGAAGGAAAGAAAGAGAGCUGCACCGAGAAAAUGAAAGACAAGGACAAAGACGUGUCAAUCAUGAUAGAGGAGGACCAGGAGAGGACCAAGACGCAGAAGGAGAAGGAAGUGCCAAAAUUGAGGAAACAUGGAGAGCAGGAUGAACCAAAGAAGGAAGAAGAUGCCCAGAAACUGAAGAAUAAGCAGAAAUCUAAAAGUGAGAAGGGUGAGCCAAAGCAAGCCCAGCAUGACAACAAACAGAAGAAAAGGAAAGCGGACACGGAGCCUACAGAGGAGAAGAACGAGCUCCAGAAAGUCAAGCCAAAAAAUGAAAGGGGAAAGGAGGACAGGAAGCCUACAAAGGCAAAGAAAGAUGAAAUGGAUGAGGAAAGGAACCGCGCAGAGGAGAAGAAUGAUGAGGUGCAGCAAGUCGAAGAUGGCAAAGACAUGAAGAAGGCUGCGCAAGCCUUCCGUGGCAAGUACUCUGUGGAGGGUACGUUGUUGCCCAAUGCCGAUUCCGAGGUACCUGAAGACGAUGCCGCACUAAGUAUAGAUUCGCGGCUGGGCAACCGGGCACAGGCGAAGCCGAGCAGUAAACGACUGGAGCAGGAAUCAUCAGCCGGCCCAGGAAUGUAUGCAAAGAUUCCAGAAGACAGGACUGCAGAGGUUGCCAAAAAGUACCAUGUCUACAAGAGCCAGGAUCAUUUGGACGCCUUCCAAUCGGUGUAUCGCCGUUUGCGACGCACCGGCCUAUAG